Messenger RNA from Penicillium taxi, 1416 nucleotides. Its product is annotated as EVE domain-containing protein. Gene Ontology annotation, cellular component: chromatin; nucleus. NCBI's taxonomy places the organism in Eukaryota, Fungi, Ascomycota, Eurotiomycetes, Eurotiales, Aspergillaceae. The coding region runs from base 1 to 1416 and encodes 471 amino acids. The transcript is spliced from 6 exons. Gene Ontology annotation, biological process: regulation of DNA-templated transcription. The record is from RefSeq and is a predicted model, not a curated record. Gene Ontology annotation, molecular function: DNA binding.
AUGGCGAAACGCAAGUCGACCGUCGAGAGCGACAGUCCAUCCAAGCGACUGCGCAACUCAUCUGUCGAAAAGACUCCUUCUGAGCUUCCUCCAACUGAGACUUCCGAGAAGAGAGGUCGUGGCCGUCCCCGCAAGAACCCAGAGGCUGCUACUCCACUUCUCCCGCCAUCUGAGCUUGACACUCCCAAACGCGGACGUGGCCGUCCCCCUAAGUCCCCCGCCGUUGCAGCUACAGCUGCAGCUGCCAAGACAUCGACCAAUUCAUCGACCAAGAGAGGACGUGGACGACCUCCUAAGGCGGGCACAAUUCCCAAAGAGAUAGUAUCUAAGGAAGUGGGCCGUGGUCGUGGUCGGCCCCGUCAAUCCAUUCCUUCUGAAGAAGUUACUAAAUCUAGUGAUGUUAAUGCAAAGGCUGAAUCUGGCGACUCUAAUAUUCCAGAGGACCUGCUCGAGGAACUGCCUCGUGGCCGGGGCCGGCCCCGUAAGAGCAUUGAUGCCAUCGAUGCUACUGUGACUGGGGAAGCUAGCCGUGGCCGGGGUCGGCCCCGUAAGAGCAUUGGUGCCAUCGAUGCUACUGUGACUGGGGAAGCUAGCCGUGGCCGGGGUCGGCCCCGUAAGAGCAUUGAUGCCACCGAUGCUACUGUGACUGGGGAAGCUAGCCGUGGCCGUGGUCGGCCCCGUAAGAGCAUUGGUGCCAUCGAUGCUACUGUGACUGGGGGAGCUAGUCGUGGCCGUGGUCGGCCUCGUAAAAGUAUUGAUACAAAUGGAGCUACUGCCACCGAAGCUACUGCCACCGACAGUACCGCUACCGACGCUACUAGUGUUGCAGAUGUCAUCACUGAAGUCGUUAACGCGACUGUGCCCGAGGAAAGAGGCCCUUCGUACUGGCUGAUGAAAGCUGAGCCUGAGUCACGCAUUGAAAAGGGCGCUGAUGUCAAAUUUUCCAUCGACGAUCUGGCCGCUGCGAAAGUUCCUGAGCCAUGGGAUGGGGUGCGCAACGCAGUCGCACGCAAUCUGAUGCGUGACAUGAAGAAAGGAGACUAUGCAUUUUUUUACCACUCGAAUUGCAAAGUCCCGGGAGUUGUGGGAGUGAUGGAAAUUGUUAAUGAGCACUCGGCUGAUGAGUCCGCUUACGAUCCUAAACACCCAUACUACGACCCCAAGUCUACUCGCGGAAUUGAGAAGUGGGUGGUCGUGCAUGUUGAAUUUCGCCAUAAACUCCAAAAACAGGUAACUUUGAACGAACUCAAGUCACAUUCCCAGCCCGGUCAAGCCCUCGAAAACCUCCAGACUCUUAAGCAGUCACGACUCAGUGUGUCGUCGGUGACCCCGGCGCAAUGGCGAUUCAUUAUGGAACUUGCAGGUGAAGAUCCAGCUGAAUUGAUGAAAGCGAUCACGAAGCCCAAUUCCGCUUAG